This is a messenger RNA of Cornus florida, 927 nucleotides long. RefSeq lists its product as uncharacterized. Bases 1 to 927 code for a protein of 308 amino acids. The record is from RefSeq and is a predicted model, not a curated record. Lineage: Eukaryota; Viridiplantae; Streptophyta; Magnoliopsida; Cornales; Cornaceae. The transcript has a single exon.
AUGAAUAUUCCUCAGGCGUCUUCUAGUAAUUGGAAGAAACUUAUGCAACUAAGGGGUGUGGCUAGGUCAAUGAUCAGAACAAGGGUUGGAUGCGAUUCACAAACCUUCUUUUGGGAUAACAAUUGGCUCCAAGGUGGGCCUCUUACCUUCAGAGCAACUCCGGGUUUCAUUCGUGACUCACACAUACCAGCUGAACAAAGGCUCUUUGCAUUCUCUUCAAACAACAAUUGGGAAUUCCCAAUUGAAAUCACUCAGCAGUUCCCGGACCUCCUACUCCUCGAUCCCCCUUGCAACACACCUGAUAAAGUAGAGUGGAUUCCCUCACCAACUGGUAUUUUCUCACUUACCAAUACAGUGGCUUGGCUAGCACCUCGCCAUCAACCGCGACCAUGGAAUCACUUGGUAUGGAACUCCUUCUCCAUCCCGCGAUGCAAAUUUAGCUUUUGGCUCGCUGUGCAGAGGCGGCUUCCUACAAAGGAUAGAAGAUGUAUGCAGUCCUUUCCUGGAUCUAAACUCUGUCUCCUCUGCCAAUCAGUAGACGAAUUGCAUGACCACCUGUUCUUUUCGUGUUCCUUCACAAGACCUAUUUGGAGCUUCUUGCAACUGAAAUGUAGAUUUCGCGCAUCCAAUCUCUCUUGGGAGGAAUUUGUCAAUUGGGCAUCCAACCAUUGGAGAGGUCGGACCUUGCAAAACUCAGUCAAAAAAUUGGUUAUCUCUACCAUCGUCAAUCGGAUAUGGACUAAGCGUAAUGAACGGAUCUUCCGGCAAAAACGUUGCUCCCAAUCGAGGAUCUUGAAACAAACAAUGGAGAUGGUGAAACAGCGGCUGCAAUCUAUGAGGGUUAAGGAUUCAAUCACAGCAAGGAGACUUGUGCUCGAAUGGGAUCUUCCCCAGAGUUUCAUUAGGCCACCACCAGAACCUGAUUGA